This is a messenger RNA of Arachis ipaensis, 528 nucleotides long. NCBI's taxonomy places the organism in Eukaryota, Viridiplantae, Streptophyta, Magnoliopsida, Fabales, Fabaceae. The record is from RefSeq and is a predicted model, not a curated record.
AUGGGAUUCUUAUGUUGUCAUAGUUUAAAAGUUUUAAAUGUCUGGGAUGUGAAGCAAAUUCCGGCUCAAUACAUUAUGAAAAGAUGGACUAGAGAAGCAAGAGAGAUGAUUGUUCAUGACUCAGAUGGAAAAGUUGUUCAAAGUGAUACUAGAGCAGAUGCUACAGCACGGUAUAAGAAUAUAUGUUUCAAAGCAAUCAAAUUAGCUGCUCGAUCAUCAGAUUUUGAAGUAACAUCUAAUUUUGUUGAGCAAGUUAUAGAAGAGGCAUAUAAGAAGGUAGAUUCUUUUUGUAGACACAAUCAAGAUGAUGAUGUUUCAAAUAUUUUGAAUGCAAAAGAAAUCGUUAAUAGCUGUUCAGAUGGAGAUGCGUUAGAAAGAUUACUUGAAAAUGUGAAAGGGUUGAAAAAAAGGAAGGACAAAAAGGCUGAAAUUUUCACUUCAAAUAUUGAAAAUCAAGCUAUUUUGCCACUUCAAUCAUGGAAUCAAGUUACAACACUAAAUAGAGUGAAGUUACAACACCAAAUUUAG